This is a messenger RNA of Lactuca saligna, 1549 nucleotides long. NCBI's taxonomy places the organism in Eukaryota, Viridiplantae, Streptophyta, Magnoliopsida, Asterales, Asteraceae. The record is from the annotation of a GenBank genome assembly.
GUUGUCUUCCACCAAACUUUAUCUUUUCUUUCCCAUUAUGUAAGGCACAUGAAGUUGAAAAAAAUUUGGUUACAGCUCAAAAGAUUUCAACCAAUUCCCGCAAAGAAGUUGAUCUUCCCCAAAUUUCGUGUUUCCCCCAAUUGGAAUUGGAAUUGGAAUUGGGAUUGCCAAAUUUACACUAAUCAAAACCCUACUUUAAACAAUCUGUUCUGUCCCCACUCAAUCAGUUACCACCCCACCACAUGUAUAUGUAUAUAUGGAACACCCAAACAAUUGUCCCAUUCAAUUCUCCCAUCUGUCAAAACCACACACCAAUAUUCUCUCUUCCCUUCCGCAGAUCCCCCAUAUAAACUGUACAUAACAAAAAUCUCAUUCUUUUGUAGAUACAUGUAUAUGCAUACACAUAGAAAAAGAGCGCGAUUCGUGUAGAUUCAGUCGCCUGCGGUUCAAUCGGAUUCCGAUUUGAUCGCGGUUUGGAUUUGAUACGUUCAAUUUGUCAACGAUUACAAUGGCGCCACCGCAUUGUGUAUUGGUCACCGGUGGUGCCGGCUACAUUGGCAGUCACACCGUGUUACAGCUGCUGUUAGGUGGUUACAAGACCGUGGUGAUUGAUAAUCUUGACAACUCAUCACAAAUCGCUAUCAAUCGAGUCCAAGAACUCGCUGGUGAUCAUGCCGCUAACCUAGUUUUUCAUCAGAUGGACAUCAGGAACAAGCCUGCAUUAGAGAAGCUUUUUGCUUCCACUAAAUUUGAUGCAGUUAUACAUUUUGCUGGACUAAAAGCUGUAGGAGAAAGUGUUGAAAAGCCAUUGAUGUAUUAUGACAACAAUGUUGUUGGCACUUUAACCCUAUUAGAAGUCAUGAAUACCCAUGGAUGCAAAAAGAUUGUGUUCUCUUCAUCAGCUACUGUUUAUGGUUGGCCUAAGGAGGUGCCAUGCACAGAAGAUUUUCCUUUAUCUGCAGCCAACCCGUAUGGAAGAACCAAGCUGAUGAUUGAGGAUAUAUUUCGUGAUAUAUAUGCAUCGGAUUGUGAGUGGAAAAUGAUAAUGUUGAGGUAUUUUAAUCCGGUGGGGGCCCACCCAAGUGGUUAUAUUGGUGAAGAUCCUCUUGGGACACCAAAUAAUCUUAUGCCUUUUGUUCAACAAGUUGCUGUUGGAAGAAUUCCUGCAUUGAAAAUAUUUGGAACUGAUUAUUUAACCAAAGAUGGAACAGGGGUACGUGAUUAUAUUCAUGUUGCGGAUUUAGCAAAUGGGCAUAUGGCUGCGUUGAGGAAACUCUCUGAUCCAAAAAUAGGUUGUGAGGUUUAUAAUUUGGGAACGGGUAAAGGAACUUCUGUUUUGGAGAUGGUUGCAGCGUUUGAAAAGGCUUCAGGAAAGGAAAUUCCUCUAAUAAUAGCUGAACGAAGGCCUGGUGAUGCUGAGGUUGUCUAUGCUUCCACAGCAAAGGCAGAGCGUGAAUUAAACUGGAAGGCAGAAAAUGGGAUAGAGGAGAUGUGCAGAGACCAAUGGAACUGGGCCAGCAAGAACCCGUAUGGGUAUCAGAACAAAUAA